AGAUGAACCAGGUCACUGCAUUUGUGGAUGCCUCACACACCCAUGGCUCAGACAAGUGUGAACAGAGACAGCUGAGAAUGCUAACGGUCACGCUUGCCAAGAUGCUCUGCGAUAACUGUGAUAAUGUGGAGAGUGAGCAGCGGUCCGUCUUUGACCUUCCUGACCCCUUCCUGAACCCUCGUGUGUCCCACCGUGACCUGCCGGGGAUCAACCCGGAGCUGUGGAAGGAGCGCGUGUCAUGUGGGGUCGGCAAGACUGAUAUUGACAUCGGGGCAGCCGAGCGCAUAUCACCCUGUGUCAUGUGCACCUGUACCAAGGAAGGGAAUUGAAUGGCUGAACGGACAUCUCUGGCGUCUUGGUCUGCUUUCGGCACACUGCACACUCUG
Molecule: messenger RNA, 386 nt
Organism: Eriocheir sinensis (Chinese mitten crab)
Lineage: Eukaryota; Metazoa; Arthropoda; Malacostraca; Decapoda; Varunidae
Exons: 4
Coding region: 3-329 (108 amino acids)
Molecular function (GO): peroxidase activity
Source: RefSeq, a predicted model, not a curated record